Molecule: messenger RNA, 2439 nt
Organism: Stomoxys calcitrans (stable fly)
Lineage: Eukaryota; Metazoa; Arthropoda; Insecta; Diptera; Muscidae
Exons: 2
Coding region: 1-2439 (812 amino acids)
Biological process (GO): proteolysis
Molecular function (GO): aspartic-type endopeptidase activity
Source: RefSeq, a predicted model, not a curated record
AUGUCAACAGAAAACAAUCCAGCAAAUAGCGAUAUGCCUCCCUCUAAUGAUAUUGGAAUUGAAUCGGCAAGAAUCGCGAAACUUCCACCUUUUUGGAAAGAAGAACCAGCUAUAUGGUUUUUGCAAGUUGAAGCAACAUUUCGUUUAUAUAGGAUUACCCAAGACUCAACCAAAUAUGAAUACCUAGUGGCAAAUUUGGAUCCAUCGGUACUGUUUUUAGUGAAAGAUAUACUAAUGGACACUGCAAAUAACAAUAAGUAUGCAACCACGAAAAAACGUAUAAUAGAUUCCUUCGCUGAAUCGGCAGAAAAUCAAAUCAAACGUGUUUUAAGCGGUCUAGAAUUGGGAGAUCAGAAACCGUCACAUUGCCUACAGCGUUUAAAAUCUUUGUCAGCUGGCAAAAUUUCUGAUGAAGUUUUAAAGACUUUAUUUAUUGAGCGUUUGCCAGAGAAAGUCCGAAGCAUAUUAGCAGUGUGCGAUUCUCAAGAAAUAGACCAUUUGGGAAUUCGAGCUGAUAGAAUCAUGGAAACACUCUCGACUUCUACGACAUGCUUCGUGUCAGAGGUUCAACCGGACGUUGCAGCAAGCAAUUUGUCAACAAAAAAACAAGUGCUGGUACCAUCUUCGUUUUGGGGAAAACGCUCGCAAAUGUAUUCCUCCAUGCAGCUUCAGUAUAACAAAAAACUAAUUCCUCCAUCGACCCCAAUCUCGGCUGAAAGUGUCGAUGGUGCAUGCUCUGGCCGCCUUUUUAUAACCGAUAAGAAAUCAAAAAUACAAUUUUUAGUCGACACUGGUGCAGAAAUAUCGGUUUAUCCUAGCAAAAAUCGCAAAAAUCCCCAAAAACUAUCACUUUAUGCUGCAAACGGAACUGAAAUCAAAACGUUUGGCUCAAUAAACCUUUCAUUAGAUUUGGGUUUACGCAGACCUUUCUCUUGGAGCUUUAUACUAGCUGAUGUUUCUCGUCCUAUAAUUGGAGCUGAUUUCCUUCGUCAAUUUCAUCUUUUGCCAGAUCUCAACACCCGCAAACUGGUGGAUGGUCAAACACUGCUCGCAGUAAGUGGAUCGUUAUGUAAAGAAGGCUCUAUAGGUAUAAAAAUGGUUUCUGGAGAUACUAGUUUUCAUCAGCUUUUUCGAGAAUAUCCUGAAAUAAUAAUGCAUAACGAAAAUUUUUCUUCUGAGCACGGCAUUUAUCAUCACAUUGUAACACAUGGUCCACCGGUUUCCUGCAGAAGUAGACGUCUAGAUCCUGAAAAACUUAAAGCAGCUAAAGAAGAGUUCCAGUAUAUGCUGAACAAAGGAAUCAUACAACCUUCCAGAAGCAACUGGGCAAAUCCUCUGCAUAUGGUCAAAAAGCCUAAUGGCGAAUGGAGACCAUGUGGUAAUCUCCACAGAGCUCUCAAUACAAUUACGGUUCCAGAUAAGUAUCCCGUACCUUAUUUAACCGACUUUCAGAUGCAUCUUAACGGAGUAAGAAUAUUUUCAAAAUUGGAUUUAAUGAAAGCGUUCUACCAAAUCCCUGUCCAUCCACACAAUAUUCCGAAAACGGCAGUUAUAACUCCUUUUGGCUUAUUUGAAUUCUUGAGAAUGCCAUUUGGAUUAUGCAAUGCUGCCCAGACUUUCCAACGUUUCAUUGAUGAGGUAUGUAGAGGCCUGCAUUUUGUUUUUGUGUACAUAGAUGACGUUUGUGUUUUUUCAAAAUCUGAGGAAGAGCAUUUGGAACAUUUGAAAAUAUUAUUUGAACGUUUCAAGAAAUACGGAAUUUUUAUAAAUCCCUCAAAAUGUGUAUUUGGCCAAACUGAAAUAGAUUUUCGUGGUCAUCAUGUUACUCCCGAUGGCAUUAAACCUCUUACAGAAAAAGUGGAUGUUAUUAAGUCAUUUCCCUUGCCCAAAACAAUCAAAGAACUCCGACGUUUUUUGGCUAUGCUAAAUUUUUAUCGCAAAUUUCUUCCUCAUGGCGCUCAGCUACAAUCUGUUCUAAACGAUUUAUUAAAAGGCCAGACAAAGAAAAAUGAUACACGCGAAAUUGAUUGGUCUGAUGAGUUGAAGCAAGCGUUUAUUAAAUGCAGAGAAAGUUUAUCUAAUGCCUCGUUCCUUACACAUCCCAUUCCAAAUGCUUCAUUAGUGCUAAAAGUUGAUGCUUCAACCCAUGCGAUUGGAGCUGUUUUGGAGCAAUACGUAGAUGGAUCGUGGCAACCACUUGGAUUUUUCUCUAAAAAACUAACGCCUACACAAAUGAAAUAUAGUACCUAUGAUCGUGAGCUUUUAACAAUUUUCAAAAGCGUGCAACAUUUCCGCUAUCUAUUGGAGGCAAGAAAAUUCAUCGUUUUAACUGACCAUAAGCCUCUUACAUUCGCUUUCAAACAAAAGCUGGAGAAAGCAUCUCCUAGGCAGAGAAAUCAUUUGGAUUUUAUAGCACAAUUUUCUACUGACAUAAGGUAG